CCCGCUCGCUCGGCGCUGCCGGGGCCGCUGCGGAGCCUCCGCGAGGGAGUUGGGGGAGUCGCUGCUGCUGCCGCUGCUGCCUGGGGGAGCUCGGGGUGCCCCGGGCGCUCAGCGGGAAGCCGAGGCCAGGCAUGGGCCUAAUCUUCGCCAAGCUGUGGAGCCUCUUCGGUAGCCAAGAGCAUAAAGUAAUCAUAGUGGGACUUGAUAAUGCUGGAAAGACUACUAUUCUUUACCAGUUCUUAAUGAAUGAAGUGGUUCAUACUUCUCCAACCAUAGGAAGCAAUGUAGAAGAAAUAGUGGUGAAAAACACUCAUUUCUUAAUGUGGGAUAUUGGAGGACAAGAAUCAUUACGGUCAUCGUGGAAUACCUACUAUUCAAACACAGAGUUCAUCAUUCUGGUUGUUGACAGCAUUGAUAGAGAGCGACUUUCUAUUACAAAAGAAGAACUUUAUAGAAUGCUGGCUCAUGAGGAUUUACGGAAGGCUGCGGUUCUCAUCUUUGCAAACAAGCAGGACAUGAAAGGCUGCAUGACGGCUGCCGAGAUAUCGGCGUACCUCACCCUCAGCUCCAUAAAGGAUCACCCGUGGCACAUUCAGUCCUGCUGUGCUUUGACAGGAGAGGGAUUAUGCCAAGGCUUGGAGUGGAUGACUUCCCGUAUUGGAGUGAGAUAGCUUUUUUGCUUUUUUUUUGCCUUUUUUUUUUUUUUUUGGGUAUUCCUCCAAAAGAAGAGACUUCUAUUUAUCCUGUGAACAUGUACAUUUUUCUGUACUUCUGGCUGCUAAGGCAGUGACCAAUGUUUAAUUUAUAUCAGCCAACCUCUAAGCUGUACUUGAAUCAAGCGCAGUUGAACUGAAACACAAAAGUAUUUUCUUAACUUUUUUUAAUACACUAAUCUUCAACUGGAUGAACAUAUGUGAAUCUGUUUUUAAGCAUUGAAAUUCCUCUGAAUGUGAAUUCUAACAUUUUCAAUGAUAGCUUUUUAAAAUCUCUUUUGUCAUUGUCAAUAUUUCAUAUUUCCUCUUUCUAAAUAGUUGUAUAACUUACUAACAUAAAUGAGCACAUUUUAUUUAAUAAUUGAAAGUAGUGUUUAGGUUAACUUUACUCUGCCAUAGCUUUAACCUCAAAGGAUAACCAUAUCUCCAGCUGGACUUCCCGGAAUAUUAGUAGAGUUCUAGUCAGCACAAGAAUUAAUAGUUAUGAAUGCAAAUUUUUAAGUGCUUAAUGAACUAGUUAUAGUUAAAAUGGUGGUGGCUUUCAAUCUGAUAUACAGUGGAACUUCUGCCUUAAAAAAAAUCUCUUUCAGUCUCAGUUUUUCUGGUAUGUUGUUCUAGGACACUCUUAUAUUCUUCUACUUGAAGGUACAUCUGUGUACAGUGCAUAAAAAUAUUAUUACUAUGUGCUGGUGUAGUCAUUUAGAACUUGAAUACCUUUUCAAAGAUAAAUGGGUAAUUAAAUUUGGAAUCACAGCAGCCAGUGUUAUGUGUAGACUUUCUAUAGUCUGUUAAAAUUUUAAAUUCUGGAUACAUGUUCCUUCCUCACCUUUUAGUGGGGGUGCUGUUUUCUAAAUGAAUACAAAAUCAAAAGGGAAGCCAGAUCUAUAAACAAAAAAAAACCAUGGUGCUGUAUCUGUAGACUUCAGAGUGAAGCUAAUCUCGACAUUUAUUUAUCUACUAUCAUACAUGUUUUCAGAUUCUGUUACAGAGAACUUAUUUUGCCUUAAUUUUUGUUUUUGGUCUUAUUUGCACAAGCAGAGAACUUUUGACAGUGUUUGAGUUAGGUUACUUCACCUGAAAUUUGAAAAACAGGUGGUGAAAGAGUGGACCCAGUAACUGUUAAUUCAAUUUGAAGAGAAUUAAGUUAAAUCUAAAGAUAAUCUAAAGAUAUGGAGUUAAUUGAGAACAUUAAGCAUCAAAUAAACCUAACCACCUGUCCCCCCAAAAACUCCACAUGAGGAUUUAAAAAAAAAAAAAAGACAAAUCAAAACUGAUAGUGGACACCCAGUUCCUAGCAAAGUCCCAGCAGCAGUCAGGUACCCAGCCUAUCUAAAUGCUUGGAGGUUUUCCAGAAGCACCAUUCUGCACUUCUGCAUGCCUAAAAGCCACAUGGAGUUUGGUUACCUGAACUGUUUUGCAAACUGACUGUAGGCCUUUGAUGACAAAAUGUUUUUGUUUAAUCUUGUUUUGAAAAUUUAAGCACACUGAGUUUUCUUUAAUAAAAUUUUAAGCUUUGUAAAUUUCAA
Molecule: messenger RNA, 2239 nt
Organism: Serinus canaria (Common canary)
Lineage: Eukaryota; Metazoa; Chordata; Aves; Passeriformes; Fringillidae
Gene: ARL5B
Product: ADP ribosylation factor like GTPase 5B
Exons: 6
Coding region: 132-671 (179 amino acids)
Biological process (GO): intracellular protein transport; vesicle-mediated transport; protein localization to Golgi membrane
Cellular component (GO): cytoplasm; trans-Golgi network
Molecular function (GO): GTP binding; GTPase activity
Source: RefSeq, a predicted model, not a curated record